Aethina tumida (small hive beetle) is the source of this 2376-nucleotide messenger RNA. RefSeq lists its product as uncharacterized. The transcript is spliced from 13 exons. Gene Ontology annotation, molecular function: nucleosomal DNA binding; nuclear receptor binding. The record is from RefSeq and is a predicted model, not a curated record. The coding region runs from base 245 to 2272 and encodes 675 amino acids. Lineage: Eukaryota; Metazoa; Arthropoda; Insecta; Coleoptera; Nitidulidae. Gene Ontology annotation, cellular component: SWI/SNF complex. Gene Ontology annotation, biological process: negative regulation of DNA-templated transcription.
AAAUCUAUUUGCCAAUUAAAAGUUUAAUUUAAAUGUAAGUGCUUCAGAAAAUGAAUUCACAAUUAAUUUAAAAUAUACCUGUCAAAACUUUUGACAUCGUAUAGCCAAGAUAUGAGCGUCAAAAAGCGUCUUAUGGGCGUUUAGACAAAAAUUAAAGAAAAUAACGCAUUUGUUAUAUUAAAUAAUGCACAUAAAUAUGCUUUAGACUGCACCUGAUUGACUGAUAGUGAUUUAGCGGCCCAAAAUGGCGUUACCGGUUAACUAUAAACAACCUUCGAUGCAAAUGUCGAGUCCCCAAACCACUAACCAUUUGCUGUCAGCAGGCGCUCCCAUGACUUUCAACAUAUUGAAAGAAAGGUUAAGAGCUUCUGGAGGAUCAGGCUCUAGUUCAAAUAUCUACUUGCAGAAAGAGACCAAUCCAUUUACCAGUAGCCCAAGUGGUAAUCCUGGUUUCAUUCCACAGAAAAUUGGCAAAAGCACAGCGAAAAAUGAGGCGAGAACGCCGAAACCGCCGAAAGCGCCGGAGAAACCGCUGAUGCCGUACAUGCGAUACAGUAGGAAAGUUUGGGACACGGUUAAAAAUCAGAAUUCCGAUUUGAAGCUAUGGGAAAUUGGCAAGAUUAUCGGGCAAAUGUGGCGAGAUUUACCUGAAGACGAAAAAACGGAGUUCGUUGAGGAAUAUGAAUCAGAAAAGAUCGAAUAUGAAAAAUCUCUGAAGACAUACCACAAUUCGCCGGCGUAUCUUGCGUUUGUGGCUGCGAAAAAUCGCGGUAAAGGUGCUGUCCAAGGUGUCGAUAAUGAACCCCAUGAGAGGAACACCGGUUCGUCGAAACAACAGGCGGCCGCCGACAGGAGAAUUGAAAUCCAACCGGCUGAGGACGAAGAUGAUCCAGAUGAUGGUUAUUCGGUAAAGCACGUGGCAUACGCCCGCUACUUGAGGAACCACCGACUCAUCAACGAGAUCUUCUCGGAGAGCGUAGUGCCGGACGUUAGAUCCGUAGUGACCACCACUAGGAUGCAAGUCUUGAAACGACAGGUCCAAUCGUUGACCAUGCAUCAGAAAAAACUGGAGGCUGAAUUGCAACAGAUAGAGGAAAAAUUCGAGGCGAAGAAACGCAAGUUCAUUGAGAGCAGCGAGCUGUUCCAAGAGGAACUGAAGAAGCAUUGUAAGCCGGCCGUCGACGACGAGACGUUCCAGAAGAUGGUCGAGAAGCAGUACGAAAAUUUGACGAAGGAGAGGAACAAGACGAACGAGGAACACAAACCGAAGGAGAACGGCACCGCGGAACCGCAGAACGGCCCGGUUCAAGGCAACGGGCCCACCAACUCUGAGCCUAUGGAACAGGAUGGCGUAGACAAAACGGAAUCGGCUCAACCAAAACCGCCACAGGCCAACGGCACGGCGGAUGUGAAGCCACCAGAGACUGUUGCUCCCAAACCUGAGCAGCCCUACAAUCAGCCACCUUACAUGAAUCAACAACCGCCCUACAACCAUCCACCGCCGCAAGAACAGGGACCUCCUCCACCUGAACAUUCACAAGGACCACCGCCGAAUCAAAUGUUGCCACCCCACGCUCCUCCCAGUGCUCAACAGCCUCCGGUAGUAGGACCUCCGGUUGUAUCAAUGCCACACGGCGCUCAAUCGCCCCAACCACCGCCGAUGAGUGGCCCCCCAGGACCUCCUCCGCAACAAGGACCACCACCGCCUGGUCCAACACACAUGGCCGGUCCGCCACCACACGGCAUCCCCCCAAUGGGUGCCCACCAUCAGGGGCCGCCACCGCAGAACAUGAUGCCGCCGGGUCAGAUGCCUCAGUAUCCCCAACAGUAUCCACCUCAAGGUAAUGCACAGUCCGUGCCGCUGCCUCCGCGUCCUCCGCACCCUGGCUACGGCGGAUACCCGCCACAACAGCCGCCGCCGCAGCAAGGCCCACCACCGCCACAAGGCUAUCAUCAGGGCUACCCGCCUCCCGGCCAGUACCCACCGCCACCUCACAACUAUUAUCCACAGCAACAGCCUCCUCCACCUCAAGGCUAUCCCCAGUAUCCUCCCCAGCAAGGGCCGCCACCUCAUAUGAACAGACAUCCGUAUCCGGCUGGCGGGCCGCCGGUCAUGCCGCCAGACGGCGGUCCACCGAUGCCGGAAGGACCGGGGGUUAUGUACGGAGGUCCUCCUCCGGCGGAGGCGGAGAGGAUAGAUGACAUUCAGGCCGCAGGCGAAGAUGGAAAAGAUGCAUCAGACUCAAACAAGAUGGAAACCGACGAAAAGUAAUUUUGUAGGUUUUAUACUUACAAUAUGUUAUGUUUCCGUGGUAUUGGUAAUUUUUAUAAAAAUGAUUUUAUUUAAAUAAGUAAUAAAUAAUAAUUUUAAGGUUA